AAGUCCUGUAAGUUACAUAGCUAAGCUUAGUCAGACUUUCUUAUGUUGUAAUUCAGUUGUCACAAGUCAUUUACAAUUGCUUGUUUGGUCUUCGUUGUUACUCCUAAGUUUAUUGUUUCGUAAAUGUUUAAGUCCCGCUGGCGCUAUGAUGUUACGCUAAGUUGUCCAAUAAUCUUGUACAGAAUUUGGUAAUAUGGUUGGUAAGGGUUUCAUAGCUGAUAAAAUUUCCAUUUGUUUACCCACCUAAAGCGGUAUUAUUGAUUGUGUUCUCGUAUCUAAAUGUUUUGAUUUUGAUAUUUGUAGCUCAAUUUCAAAUGACUCUGACUUAUCGGUGCAAACACUGUAAUUGUAAUAUUCUAAUGUUCAUAAAGUAUUUAUUUGAUUUGGAAUCGUGGGUUAUUAUCUUGUAUCUGAAUUGCUUAUGGACAGUUUCUUGUUUAUGAGCAUGUGCACCAUACAAACGGAUGGCCAAUUUCACUACUGGCUAACAUAAGAGUAGAUUAAUAACAAUCAGCUGCGUAAGAUAGGAUUGGGAUUCCAUGUACUUCUAGUAUGGUUAGUGCAAAGGGAUAUAGAAAAAAGGUAUUAAAUUUUAUUAGGUUGGUUUUUGAUGUGUUAUUGUUAUAUUGCAAAAAGCAUUGCUUUCCAUUAAUAAAUAAGAUUGUUCGUAUGUCAUUAAGAAGUUGUCUGGGCGGAUUAUCCAAGCGUUUCCAGUAAGCUGUAAACCUGACUUAUUGUUUGAGCGCUGAACAUUAUUGAUACAAAUGAUCAGUACAGUACAGGCCGCUCAAAAUUGUUGGAAUUAAGACUCCCAGUGUUUAGUUUUUAAUACGAAGUUAAUAACAUUAGUGCUUCUAGAUAAACAUGUUUCAAAUGAUCCAAUUUGGUCUCAAACUUUCCAUACUAAUAAUUUCGAACCCUGACAGUUUGGUCAGUGUCCUAUUACUUUUUGGUUAUUGACAAUCGGGUAGUUAACACCGUUUUCCAACAUCUUGAAAUUCCAUGUUAAUCCCACUUAAUAUUUUAGAUAUAACUCUGCAUAUUCCUUUUUCGACUUAAGAUUCAUUACAAUAACGGUUUUUAUAUAAUCGUUAAUUAAUGUAGCAUAGUGUUUGAAAGUAUUCGAUAAAUGGCGUUUGUAGUACUAUUUAUUGCAGUUAAGCUAUUCAUCCAGCUUUAAGAUUUGGUCUUAAUUACCAAUGCUUCUCAUCUCCCUUAAGACAUCUUUGAUCGAGAUCAUGAAUCAAUUGUUGUUAGAUCGCCUUUGCUAACCUGGAAGCACUGUCAAGGAAAUUCUGGGAGUUCUAGUGAGAUGCCGUGAUCAGUGUAGCAAAUCGGUAUCUACCAUAGACAAUGGAAGAUAGUCGCGCUAUUCCGUGAAUUGGUUGAAGUUAGGCAUUAACACCGUUUGAUGUUGGCCCAGUGAUCUAGAAGUCAAGCGUUCGUUCGCGAGACCGAGUGUCCUGGAUUCGAAUCCCGCGUGCGAGAUCGUGGACGCACACUGUUGAGGAGUCCCAUAUUAGGACGAAAUGACCGUCCAAUGCUUCCAGGUUUUCAGUGGUGGUCUAACAUCAGUCGGUUCAUGAUCUUAAUCAAAAAAUUAAUAAUCUCCACAACCUCAUACUGAUAGAACAUAUUUAAUGUACAAAAAUAUCAAAUUUGCGUGAGGAUUCGUAUGUGAUUGGGCACUGUGUCAUGCUCAUAACGUCAUUUAGUGAAAAUUACAAUCUCCGUUUGCUUAUUUAGUAACAUGAAACUCACUGUUUUUAACAAUAAUGUUCUUAAUUCCUAAAGUAGCUUUCGCUCUAUCGUCUACCACUUACUAUGUGGAUUUAUUACUGGUUGUAUGAUUUUUAUCUUGUAAAUCACCUGGAGGUCAUUAUCAAAUGUUUCAUCUUUCUGUUUCUUUGUUAGAAUUCAUGAUUUCUAAUCAGCACAAUAAUGCUGCUGUUUCGUACGCAUACAAUGCAGCGAAUCGGCAACAGAGACAAAUACAAAUUGUCGAUGCUAAUUCGUUACAGCCUUUAUCAGAAUCACUCGUAAAUGAAGAAUUUAAACGUGACGAAAUUCCAGUUCAGAAUGCUCAAGUGGUUUACGGAACUUCUGCUGCCGGCUUUGCACCAGUGGUUGGGCAAAAUGUUCAGCUCGUUUCAUCAGUACCUAAUACAAUAGAAUUAGCGAAUAAUGCAUAUGAUUCGUCAAUGGUUGUCCCUCAAGAGCCUCCACAGGCAGGCUUGGAUAUCGAACCCAUUGAUUUAGAAGAGGUUCAGAAAAUUCAGGCUCGCAUGCCAGCUGCUGAUCCAAAUGCUCCUGUGGGUUCAAAUAAAAACCCGAUUAGAAUUAUACAACAAGGAAACCAGUACAUAACUACACAAGAUGUAUCCGACGAGCACUUGCAACAAAUCAUUCAAGUCCUAACAAAUCAAGCAUUACUAUCAAGUAGCGGUUCUCGACCAAGUGCAAUUUAUAAUCGUCUCACAAAUCGUCGCAUUAUAUUUCGUGUAACACGUGCAAAGCGUCGUCAUGAUGAUGGAAAUACUGGAGCUACAGCACUAGGUGGCGAGAGAAAUAGAUCCAGCAUUACUGUUAAAAGUGAGAAAAAAAGUCGAGCUGGUCGACCUAUUGGACGAAAACGUAGAAAACGUGGUUCAGAUGAGGAAGAUCCUGACUUUGAACCUGAGGUGCCGGAAGAAGAAGUUCUACCAUUUCCAUUAAUUAGACGGACAUCUGCUUCUGGUCGUGUAUCAAAGCCUCCAAAACACUUGGUUAAGGACUAUAAACAUUUGCGUCUAGAAGAUCUGACAUCUAAACCGGAGUCAAGUGAGGAAGAUGAACACUCCGAUGGAGGUUACUCUGAUUAUAUUAACGAUGGACUUUCGGAUGAAGGUUGGUCCGAAGAUGGCACGAAUAGAAGUUUACGUUGGCCAUGUCCUUUGUGCACUAAAGUGUUCACUUCUCGUGCUGGAGUCGCACGACAUCGAAGUAUUGCUCAUGGACCAAACCGCGGUAGACCUCGGGGCCGUUGGGCCAAUCCAUACAUGGCUAGUGUUCGACGCAGAGCCAAAUUAAAAGAGGCUGUUUCUGAAGCUACAGAUGAUGAUUUAAUUGAAUUUGUUGCACCACGUUUGUGUAAAUUAAUUAGUCCAUGGGAUCAUCUUCUUUUACGUUCAGAGCAUGGUAAUCCUCCUCUUCCUCAAGUGCCUCGUGUUGUUUUGGAUUACUUGAGUUUAGUAGAACGUGCUAGAUCAUUUCUCUGCGAUCAAUUAGAACCACGAACAGCAAAAAAAUCAAAGCAGUCAAAUGAAAUGGAUUCAGAAAAUCGAAAAGAUGGUGAAGACGAUAACGAUGAACCAAGUAGCGCUUCGAAGAAUAAAGAAAAUUCUUCUGAUGUAAAAUCACAAGAUAGAUCCAAUGCCCAGUCGAAUGGGGCUCACAAUGAUGAUGAGGAUGAUGCCGAGGAAGAAGAAGAAGAAGAUGAUGAUGAUGAUGGUGCAAUCAUAGUUAAGGUGGAUACAGAGGAACAGUCUGCUGCCUUAGGUCUAUCUUGUGGUAAAUACAUUGUGAAAGAACCAUUACGUGAAGAAUACCUGCCUAGGCGUUUCCGAUCAAUAUUGGCAGCUCAAAGAGCAAAUGCAGCAGCAGCGGCUGCAUCUGAUUCUGAUAAGGGUAGUGUCGGACAUCAGAAACGUGCUGUGGUUGCCAUGGAGACAGCUGAGGAUGAUGAGGUCGAUGCAACUUUGCGCAGUGACAUUGCCUCUACAGAAGACUCAGUUCAACACUUUGGCGAUGCUGCUGUUUCAAAUCAAACUGAUAAUAAUUCUCAAAAUAUUGUGUCAUUGGGCGAGGAGUUACUUCUCCUUCCCGAGGGGGGUUUAGGUUGUCCAGUACCUGAUGAAUGGCUUACCAGCGGUGCUUUCCUCACAGUCCUAACAGAGAAUGGUCAAACUAGUGAUUUGGUUAUGGAAGCCGCUACUGGUCGUCUAUUUCAUCGCCCCACAGGUCAUCUUGUCAGUUUAGCUGAUUCUCAGCAAGCAAAUCAGUCAGAAGUCGAUUUUCAGGGUGAAAGUUAUGAAUACGAAUCAACAAAUGUUGAACAAAAAACUAAGGCAGUAACAGCUCCUAAACAGCCAAGUUCAGAUAGACGCAAAGGUGCAUCUUCGAAGUCAAAAGCGCCAUCAAAAUCUCAAACCAAUGAAGAAUCUGAAAUUAACAAUGAUGAUAUCUUAUCACAACAAGAACAAAUACUUGCUCAACUGGCUGAAAAUGGAGAUGUGGUUGAUCUCAACACCCUUUUUCCUGGUGUAUCUGUUACAGAAGUAUCACCUGGUGUAUGUUUGGUUACUAAACCAAAUGGAGACCGUUUUAAUGUUGAGCAUGGUGGCGAAGGAAUAACUUUGGAAACGUUACAAGCUAUCUUGCAAAUGGAUGCAUAGUUGAUUUUUGCGGGCGUUAAAAAGCUGUUAGUCUCUUGUAAAUAGACAAUCAGUUUGUUUUUUGAUUCACUGAAAUCCCAUGCUCACUCUCACAAAUCUCAAUGUUAACCUAUUCAUUUCUCACGAAUAUUUAUUAUGUAUACUUAGAUUCAUGUGUAUUUAAACUAAUAUCCCAUUUUCCACAUGUACAAAAGAUUACUCACUUCCUGCUGUUUGUAAGGAUUUUUCCAUUGAUAUAUAUGAGGUAAUCUGCUCUUUAUUCCAGACAUUAUAUCUUGAAUUCAUUUAUAUGUGUAUUUGUACCAUUCUCUGUACUGUUUCCUAUAAACUAUGUUAGUUACUAUAUUGUCAGUAUUAUUGAGCUAUUUAUCAUUUUCAUGCUACUGAUC
Molecule: messenger RNA, 4822 nt
Organism: Schistosoma margrebowiei
Lineage: Eukaryota; Metazoa; Platyhelminthes; Trematoda; Strigeidida; Schistosomatidae
Source: the annotation of a GenBank genome assembly